Oryctolagus cuniculus (rabbit) is the source of this 942-nucleotide messenger RNA. Its product is annotated as vomeronasal 1 receptor oryCunV1R1608. Gene Ontology annotation, cellular component: membrane. The record is from RefSeq and is marked provisional. Gene Ontology annotation, biological process: G protein-coupled receptor signaling pathway. Lineage: Eukaryota; Metazoa; Chordata; Mammalia; Lagomorpha; Leporidae. Gene Ontology annotation, molecular function: pheromone receptor activity.
AUGCCAUCCAGGGCUCUGACCAUGGGAAUCAUCUUUGUCUCUCAGACAGGAGUCGGAUUCCUAGGAAACAUCCUGCUCCUUCUCUGCUAUGGCUUCCUUUCCUGCACUGGACGAGGGAUAAAGCACAUGGAUUUGAUUCUCCAUAACCUAAUUGUAGCCAACUGCUUGGUUCUGCUCGCGAGAGGCAUUCCUCAGACCAUGGCAGCUUUUGGGCUGAAAUAUUUCAUGGACGAUUUUGGAUGCAAACUAGUUUUCUAUGUUCACAGAGUGGCCAGAGGGGCGUCUCUGAGUGCAACUUCUCUCCUGAGUGGCUUCCAGGCCAUCACAAUCAGCCUUAGCAGCCCCCAGUGGAUGCAGCUCAAGGUCAAAGCCCUCAAAUCCAUUCGACUUUCCAUUCUGCUCUGCUGGACCCUUCACCUGUUGGUGAAUAGUAUUGUUCCUAUGUAUAUUACAGCAAUGAGGGAGAGCAGCAACCACACAGAGAAAAAAGACUUAGGGUUCUGCUCUGGCGUAAUUAUUGACAGAAAUAUAUCCUUAUUGCAUUCAGUGAUGUUUUCCUUCACUGACGUGUUGUAUUUGGUGUUGAUGAUUUGGGCCAGUGGCUGCAUGUUGAUCAUUUUGUACAGACAUAAGCAGAAGGUCCUACACAUUCACAGCAAAAGCCUCACUCCCAAAUGCUCCCCGGAGACAAGAGCCACCCACAGCAUCCUGAUCCUAGUGAGCACAUUUUUCUGUUGUUAUGCACUGUCUUCCUUCUUUACUUUCUAUAUGUCCCUCUUUGAUAAACCCAGCUGGUGGCUGGUGAAUACCUGUGCCCUUAUGGGUUCAUCUUUCCCCUGUGUUAGCCCCUUUGUGCUCAUCAGCAGAGACCCCCGUGUCUCCAGGCUGUGGUAUACCCACGGCACAAAGAUCAGUGAUCUCUAUAAGUGGGUCAGAGCAUGA